AGAGGAUUUCGCGAUAGCCUGGAAAGUUCACUGCCCAACCAGGUCCUCUGCUCUGCAGUCGAGGUUUCAGGUUUCAAUCCUCGUAGGACUACGAGACGUUACAGCGUGAACGGUGCAGCUGCCGCCUCCGCCUCCGCGCCUCCACCAAGGCAACAAGCAAAAGACAAUUUCAGACGCGCUGCCGUGCACUCGGCCUGCCCUAGACAGAGGUUGGGCGCUGCCACCGAGGCUGCAUCUAGGCUGCGGUUGCUGGGCGCGCUAGGAGGCGGCGAUCACAGCUGGGCCGGGACUUCCUUCCUCCACCGCAGGACAACAAAACAGCCCGGCGGCAGGCACUGCGCUCUUGGCAGCUGUCUGGGUGAGAGGGUCAGCGAUGGGCUCGGUGUUAAGCAGCGAUAAUGGCAAAUCUUCACCCGCCUCGGCCACCCCGCGGGCCCUGGAACGCAAGAGGGUCCCCGAGCUGCCCGUCACGUCCUUCGACUGCUCCGUGUGCCUUGAGGUGUUGCACCAGCCUGUCCGAACCCGCUGUGGCCACGUAUUCUGCCGUUCCUGUAUAGCUACCAGUCUAAAGAACAAUAAGUGGACCUGUCCUUAUUGCCGAGCGUAUCUUCCAUCAGAAGGAGUUCCAGCAACGGAUGUAGCCAAAAGAAUGAAAUCAGAAUACCAGAAGUGCACUGAGUGUGACACACCGGUUUGCCUCAGCGAAAUGAGGGCACACAUAAGAACUUGUCAGAAGUACAUAGAUAAGUAUGGACCACUACAAGAACUUGGGGAGACAGCAACAAGGUGUGUAUGUCCAUUUUGUCAGAGGGAACUGGAUGAAGACAACUUGCUGGAUCAUUGUGUUACUCAUCACAGAUCAGAAAGGAGACUUGUGUUCUGUCCACUUUGCCGUUUAAUACCUAAUGAGAACCCGAACAGUUUCAAUGGCAGUUUAAUAAGACAUUUGCAAGUUAAUCACACUCUAUUUUAUGAUGAUUUCAUAGAUUUUAAUAUAAUUGAGGAAGCUCUUAUCCGAAGGGUCUUAGACCGCUCACUUCUGGAAUAUGUGAAUCACUCAAACACCACAUAAUGUUAUUAUUAAAAGGAAAAGGGAAGCCUAGACCGUACAAUUGCACCAUUUGUUAAUAUGCUGCUUGAACAGUUGGAGGAAAAUUGUCAAUGUUUGAUGGGCAAAAAUGUACAAUACAGUUAUAUGUUUGUCCAUGUGUCUGUUGUUGUACUGCAUUUUAAAAUUGCUUUCAUUUUGAUGGUUUAAAUCUGUUUUAUGUUCUUGAGUUUCUUAGACACUUAAAAAAUAGUCUCCAUCAGCCAUUGAUACAUGAAAGAGGACAUAAGGCUGGGUAUAUGGGUGAAGGAUCUUUAUUUGCAAAUUGGAUGAAACUGUGUAAUGCUACAUAUUCAUAACUACCAUCAUGGUUGGGCAAAAUGACUAAUCUUUGUUCUAUGUAAAAAGAUGGGAAGUGAAACAAUUGUGGACAUUCAAGGAAAUAUUAAAUCUGUUUCAAUGUUCAUGUUCUACUCUCUAAUAGAAUAACAUGAAUAACCUUGUAUGGGAGUAGGAAAGAAAAAUUUUGGAAGUAAACAAAGUCCAUUUAACCAAAUUAUAUAACAUAAUACUGUAACAAAAUAAAUUUUGUUGGGAAUUAUACUUCUUUUACUUUUUAUAACUGUACACAUGAAAUUUUAAUAUUAUAUUUUUCAAAUAUUUGUAGCUUAUUUAGAAAUAUUUCUAUAACAUAGGCAAUUUCUUAAGAAACAUCAGUUGAUAUUUACAUUAGAAGUAUUCACGUCCAUAAUUUUUAGGGGAAAACUGUAAGGGCUUUGGUGUUAUUUUUAUUUUUUCCUUUAGAAAAAUUAUAAAAUAAAACAUAAAUGCUGAAAACCAAACAGCAAAUGUAUAGCUCAUUGCAUUAUAGGGAAACGUUCUUUUAGAAUUCUGCCAGCAACCCUGGAUGUCCUCUGUAUAUCCUCUCAGUUCACAACCCUCUUCCCUAACCCCACAAAGUAACCACUACAUUGAUUUCAAUAGUAAUCACUUCCUUCCAUGUCUUCGUUAUGUUAUUACCCAAGUGGGUAUCUCUACACCCUAAUUUUAAUCUUACCCCAUUAAAAUUGUUUUUAUUAGGUACACCUUUUACAUCCUUUUUUAAUCUACAUCUUCCCAUUCUUUCUUUUCCUUAAAAUUUACCUGUUGAAGAACCUGGUCUUAUGACUUACAGAGUUUCCCACAAUCUGUAUUUUACUGAUUGCAAACUCAUGGUGCAAUUCAGUAUGUUCCUCUGUCCUCUCGAUAUGCAUACAUGGAUCCUGGAUCCUGAGAGGUUUGAGCAGACUCAGGUACAGCCCUUUUGGCAAGACUAUAGGUCAUGGUGUGUUCUUUCAUCAGAGGGCACAUAAUAUCUGGUUCUCUCUUUUUGUGAGGUCAGCUGAAAUUGAUACUCGUUGCUUAGAUCCUCUGAUUUAUUGUGGGUUGGAGAAUAUUCUAAUUCUGUCAUUUCUUUUUCAUUUAUUACUUGGGAUGUUUUCAUAAAGACAUGUUUCCCCACAUCUGUGAUUUGGUUAACCAGUGGUAAUGUUCAUAUGGGAAAGGGAAAACAAAUAUUUGAAUUUUUCCCUUUAUUUACCAAUUUUCAAGAUAAUAAACUUGUUUCCAGUGAUCACUUUUAAGUAUCGUGAACUCAUGGAUUCAAACAUAUUUGAUAGGCAUUAAUCCAUUUUAAAUAUCAAAACUCAAAUUGCCCCAUCUUUGUCCAUUGGAUACCUCGUCAAGUUAUUUCUGAGUCCUUUUGACACUACUCUAGCAAUCUUUAAUAGCUCCCUUGCUGUCUCAUAUGACAAAAUAUUCCAGGCUCAAUGUGUUUGUUUCCUGCCCCAAACUUGGAAUCAGCCUUUUUGCUAAGAAGCCUCGUUACUUUCAGUGAGAAAUAGAAUUUCAAAACCAUAAUCAUGGUGGUAUGUUCAUUUCUACUAGAUUUGUCUUUUUUUCUAGGAGAGAGCUGGGUUAUCUUUGUGGUUUUUUUUUUAAGAUAAAACACUUUAUGAGUUUAUUUUGAUACUUUUAAAUCAAAUUGAGUAUUACAGGGUUUCUACCUAAUCCUUUCUAUUUCAGCAGUUAUGUCCAUUUUUCUAUACUAAGAAUCCUGUUUUUCAAAGACACAGGGCAUGAUAGAAUUA
Messenger RNA from Hipposideros armiger (great roundleaf bat), 3177 nucleotides. It is a transcript of the gene RNF125, whose product is annotated as ring finger protein 125. Gene Ontology annotation, biological process: protein polyubiquitination; ubiquitin-dependent protein catabolic process. Gene Ontology annotation, cellular component: VCP-NPL4-UFD1 AAA ATPase complex. The transcript has 6 exons. Bases 374 to 1072 code for a protein of 232 amino acids. NCBI's taxonomy places the organism in Eukaryota, Metazoa, Chordata, Mammalia, Chiroptera, Hipposideridae. Gene Ontology annotation, molecular function: ubiquitin protein ligase activity. The record is from RefSeq and is a predicted model, not a curated record.